Messenger RNA from Megalops cyprinoides (Indo-Pacific tarpon), 2051 nucleotides. RefSeq names its product cyclin-dependent kinase 17-like. Gene Ontology annotation, cellular component: cytoplasm; nucleus. Bases 285 to 1865 code for a protein of 526 amino acids. The record is from RefSeq and is a predicted model, not a curated record. NCBI's taxonomy places the organism in Eukaryota, Metazoa, Chordata, Actinopteri, Elopiformes, Megalopidae. Gene Ontology annotation, biological process: protein phosphorylation. The transcript is spliced from 17 exons. Gene Ontology annotation, molecular function: protein kinase activity; ATP binding.
AUCAUGCUGGCAGCCGUGGUGUGUGCGUCGCUCCAGGAUUAUUACGGUCUGUUCUAACAUCGCCAGCAGCGUCUAAACUGUAAAACUGAGAAACUGAGCCGCGUAUCUUUGACCUGGGUCUGCACAGUACCUUUGAAAACCAUGAACUGCUUUCUCAGCGAAUUUAAGUGACCAAACGGACAGCGAGCGGAAAAACCUUAAACGAAACCAUUCGAUUUGGGCUGGGUGGAAGCACGGCAUCCGGCCUCCGAGGAAGCCGCACGGAGGGGCUCAUCGUUUCUGCAAUGGAGAGGAUGAAGAGGUUCAGACGGCGUCUCUCCCUGACGCUGCGCGGGAGCCAGACCAUCGACGAGUCACUGUCCGAGCUGGCCGAGCAGAUGACCGUGGAGGAGAGCAGCAGCAUGGACAGCGAGCCCAUCGUGAGGAACGGCCGCCCCCCCACCUCGCAUAGCAUGCACUCCUUCCUGCACCAGUACACCGGCUCCUUCAAGAAGACGCCCCUGCGCCGCCCCCACAGCGUCAUCGGGGGCAGCCUGGGCUCCUUCAUGGCCAUGCCCCGCAACGGCAGCCGAUUGGACAUUGUGCACGAGAACCUGAAGAUGGGCUCGGACGGGGAGAGCGACCAGGCGUCAGGGACGUCAUCCGACGAGGUCCAGUCCCCCAUGGGCGUGUGCCUGAGGAACAGGACCAACCGCCGAAUCUCCAUGGAGGAUCUGAACAAGCGUCUGUCUCUGCCGGCCGAUAUCCGGAUUCCUGACGAUUAUCUGGAGAAGCUGCAGCUGAACAGCCUCCGCUUCGACCAGCCCCUGAGCCGGCGCUCACGCAGGGCAUCACUGUCAGAGAUUGGAUUCGGGAAGCUGGAGACCUACAUCAAGCUAGACAAGCUGGGAGAGGGGACGUACGCCACUGUCUUUAAGGGGAGGAGCAAGCUGACAGACAACCUGGUGGCGCUGAAGGAGAUUCGGCUGGAGCACGAGGAGGGGGCCCCCUGCACCGCCAUCCGGGAAGUGUCACUGCUAAAGGACCUGAAGCACGCCAACAUCGUGACGCUGCACGACAUCGUCCACACAGACAAGUCCCUGACACUGGUCUUUGAAUACCUGGACAAGGACCUGAAGCAGUACAUGGAUGACUGUGGGAACAUCAUGAGCAUGCACAAUGUGAAGAUCUUCCUGCUCCAGAUCCUUCGGGGUCUGGCCUACUGCCACCGGCGGAAGGUGCUUCACCGAGACCUGAAGCCUCAGAACCUGCUCAUCAACGACAGGGGAGAGCUCAAACUGGCCGACUUUGGUUUGGCCCGGGCCAAGUCCGUUCCCACGAAGACGUAUUCCAACGAGGUGGUGACACUGUGGUACCGCCCCCCAGACGUCCUCUUGGGCUCCUCCGAGUAUUCCACCCAGAUUGACAUGUGGGGAGUGGGGUGCAUCUUUUACGAAAUGGCUUCGGGCAGGCCCCUGUUCCCUGGGUCCACUGUGGAUGACGAGCUGCACCUGGUCUUCAGAAUGCUCGGCACUCCCACAGAGGAGACAUGGCCAGGGAUAACCUCCAUUGAAGAAUUUAAAUCUUACAACUUCCCUAAAUACAAAGCCCAGCCCCUCAUCAACCAUGCACCAAGGCUGGACACUGAGGGGAUUGACCUCUUACUAAUGUUUUUAAAAUAUGAGUCCAAGAAAAGGAUCUCAGCGGAUGAGUCCAUGAAGCAGCCUUACUUCAAGAGCCUUGGAAUGCGGGUACACACGCUGCCAGAGAAUGUGUCAAUAUUCACACUGAAGGAGAUCCAGCUGCAAAGAGACCCAGGCUACAGGAGCACAUCCUACCCAGAAACAGGAAACGGUAAGAGCAGACGGCAGAGCAUGCUCUUUUAGUCUCUUACUCCGACAGUCGGGGCUGAAACGGGAGCAAGGACUUCUUUUGUGUUGAAUAAACUCACCCUGCAGCCCAGAGAGGAGGAAAUGCGUGUGUGUGUGUCGGGGGGGGGGGGGGUCCUUCCUUUGGAGUGUGCCCCCUUGCCCUCUCCCACAUGUGGCCCCCAAACCUGAGCCCCCCCCCUC